Caenorhabditis remanei is the source of this 1332-nucleotide messenger RNA. RefSeq lists its product as uncharacterized. Gene Ontology annotation, cellular component: ribose phosphate diphosphokinase complex; cytoplasm. Gene Ontology annotation, biological process: 5-phosphoribose 1-diphosphate biosynthetic process; purine nucleotide biosynthetic process; ribonucleoside monophosphate biosynthetic process. The transcript has 6 exons. Bases 1 to 1332 code for a protein of 443 amino acids. NCBI's taxonomy places the organism in Eukaryota, Metazoa, Nematoda, Chromadorea, Rhabditida, Rhabditidae. The record is from RefSeq and is a predicted model, not a curated record. Gene Ontology annotation, molecular function: magnesium ion binding; ribose phosphate diphosphokinase activity.
AUGUUUGGAGGCAUUCGAGAUCGAAUCUUCCGUAUCCAGAAACACAGCAGGAGCGCCCGGAACGAGUUUUUUGGAGCUCACCCUUCUCUACCAGAAGGACUUGUCGAUCCGGCACCUGCUGGACGAUCAUCGCUCCCGACGGAGUCGUUAACUGAUCCACCCACUACGACAAAAUCUUCUCAAUCAGUGGUUAUAAAACCAUCCGAAACAACAAAUCAGGAUAUUUCAACACUAGAUAAAAGUGUUGAACACCCGCACAAGGAUCAUUUGAUCCACCAUCCGACUCCUCCACGUUCUUUCUUCUCAUCUACUUCUUUAGCAGUCCAUCCAAACGUCGAAGCAGCUCAUAGUUCAUCGGAAGAAGAUCUUAGAAUGCCAAACAUCAAGGUUUUCUCUGGAUCCUCGCAUCCUGAUCUCUCGACCAGAAUCUGUGAACGACUCCAACUGGAAGUCUCCAAAGCCUCUCUGAAGAAAUUCAGUAAUAAAGAAACCAACGUCGAAAUUGGAGAGUCAGUUCGUGGAGAAGAUGUCUACAUCAUUCAAUCAGCAGCUGGAGAAAUCAACGACAAUCUUAUGGAACUUCUCAUCAUGAUCAAUGCAUGCAAAAUUGCAUCAUCAUGUCGCGUCGCUGCUGUUAUCCCAGCUUUUCCAUAUGCUCGACAAGACAAAAAAGACAAGUCGAGAGCCCCGAUCUCAGCCAAGUUGGUUGCGAACAUGCUCUCGGUUGCUGGUGCUGAUCAUAUCAUCACGAUGGACUUGCAUGCAUCGCAAAUUCAAGGAUUCUUCGACAUUCCAGUUGACAACUUGUAUGCCGAGCCAGCGAUUCUGAAGUACAUCAAGGAGUCGAUUCCAAACUGGCAGACAUCAGUUAUCGUUUCACCAGAUGCUGGAGGCGCGAAAAGAGUCACUUCAAUCGCUGAUCGCCUCAAUGUCGAUUUCGCUUUGAUCCACAAGGAGCGUAAACGAGCGAAUGAAGUCGAGAAGAUGACACUUGUCGGAUCAGUCGAAGGAAAAGUUGCAAUUUUGGUGGAUGACAUGGCUGAUACCUGUGGAACCAUCUGCAUGGCUGCUGACAAAUUGGUCGAGGCCGGAGCGGAAAAAGUGUACGCUUUCUGUGUGCACGGAAUCUUCUCAGGACCUGCUCUCACUCGUCUCAAUGCUUCAAAGUUUGAAGCUGUUGUUGUGACGAAUACGAUUCCACAGGAUGAAAAUAUGAAGAAGUGCUCCAAGAUUCAGUGCAUCGACAUCUCGAUGAUUCUGGCUGAGGCAAUUCGUCGUACUCACAAUGGAGAAUCAGUCUCGUACCUCUUCUCACACGUCCCGAUCUGCUAA